Messenger RNA from Podarcis raffonei (Aeolian wall lizard), 4317 nucleotides. RefSeq names its product interleukin 1 receptor accessory protein like 1 (gene IL1RAPL1). Gene Ontology annotation, biological process: signal transduction; negative regulation of exocytosis. NCBI's taxonomy places the organism in Eukaryota, Metazoa, Chordata, Lepidosauria, Squamata, Lacertidae. The record is from RefSeq and is a predicted model, not a curated record. The coding region runs from base 1074 to 3164 and encodes 696 amino acids. The transcript has 11 exons.
UGCAGCAAAGCAGAGAAUGCAUUCAAUCAAAUGAGCCGAUCUUGUAGAAACACUGGAAUCGUUUAUGCAUUGCAGUUUCUCUCUCUCUCUCUUUCUCUCUCUCUCUCUCUCGCUCUCACACACACACGCUCCCUCUCUGCCUUCGUCCCUCCCUCCCUCCCUCCCUUUCUCUUCCUUAGGAUAUUUGGGCUGGAUUCCCUUUAAUUCAUCACGACCUGCUCCUUGGGGUUGGUGCACUUGUCAUUUGCACAGAAGAUUUGCAUCAUUCAGGGCAAACCGACAACUGUGGGAUUUCCCUCCCCCUGCCCUCUCCUUCCUUUCCUUCCAAUAUAUUUUUUAAGGGAGGGGAAAAAAUCCCCUCUGUGCCGAUUUGAGAGUUUUAGGACCCAGGAGACUUCCUCUCCAACAGCAGGAGCCGUGUGUGCUUUCCACAUAGCGGUACAGUACCAGGAAAACCCCGUCGGAUCGGUGAUUGUAGGAUACUUGUGAAAUCUCCCUCGGAUUCCUGCUUCCCGGGGACUGCAUGGUGGCGUUGGGAUUUCUCCAGGUGCAUCGAGGGGCUUUGAGAAGGCUCCAUGCUCACAAGCCAGGACUCCUUUCCUUGUCCAAGAGCUCGCGGACUUCUGGGGUUAUCCAUCUCUCCCUCUGGCUUUCCCCCCUUCUGAGCCAGCUCCUUCUCCUUCUCCCUCUCGCUCUUCUUCCCGUCUUCUAAUUUUAAUUUCUGCUUCCCACCUGGAUUGUACCAUCCGCGCGAGCAACCUGGCCACUUUGAGAACUCGCAGGAGGCGAAUCUGGCCACGGAUCUUGAGCUCUAUAUGGAAUUAUCUGCUUGGAUGGUGAACUUGGCACUCGUGAAUGGGCAUCUUCUCCCUCGUCUUAAUUGCUAGCAGCGAAAAGGGAAAAGAACCCGGAGGAGUUUUGGGUUUUUCUGGUUUUUUUCCUGUUGUUGUUUUUUUUUAAUCGUGGAUUCCUUGACUACGCAUUGUGAUGACCAGCAAUUACCUUACUGACUGAUACAAGGAGACGACUAUUUUGCAAGACUGUGGUGGGGAACAGCCUUGGAGAGCUGGAAGAUGAAAGCUCCUAUUCCUCACUUAAUUCUCUUGUAUGCUACUCUUGUUCAGAGUUUGAAGGUUGUGACCAAAAGGGGCUCAGCGGAUGGAUGUACUGACUGGUCAGUGGAUUACAAGAAGUAUCAAGUCUUAGUGGGAGAACCUGUUCGUAUAAAGUGUGCAUUGUUUUAUGGAUAUAUAAGAGCAAAUUACACCCUAGCACAAAGUGCUGGACUCAGUUUAAUGUGGUACAAAAGCUCUGGACCUGGAGAUUUUGAGGAGCCUAUAGCUUUUGAUGGAACUAGAAUGAGCAAAGAGGAAGAUGCCAUUUGGUUUCGUCCAACAGUGCCCCAAGACAGUGGGCUUUAUGCAUGUGUCAUAAGAAACUCUACUUACUGUAUGAAAGUAUCCAUUUCGCUGACAGUGGGUGAAAAUGACACUGGCCUCUGCUACAAUUCAAAGAUGAAAUACUUUGAAAAAGCUGAACUUAGCAAAAGCAAGGAAAUCUCAUGCCCUGACAUACAGGAUUUCUUAAUACCAUAUAGAGAGCCUGAAAUCCUGUGGUAUAAGGAAUGCCAAGUCACAACCUGGAGGCCAAGUAUUGUAUUCAAAAAGGACGUUCUUGUUAUCCAGGAGGUCAGAGAAGAUGACAUUGGAAAUUACACGUGCGAAUUAAAAUAUGGAAUGUUUUUUGUCAGAAGAACUACAGAAUUAACAGUUACAGCACCACUAACAGAAAAACCACCAAAGCUUUUAUAUCCUUCAGAGAGUAAACUGACAAUUCAGGAAACACAGCUGGGCCAUUCUGCUAAUCUAACCUGCCGAGCGUUCUUUGGAUACAGUGGAGAAGUCAGCCCUUUAAUGUACUGGAUGAAAGGCGAAAAGUUUAUUGAAGAUUUGGAUGAAAGUCGGGUUUGGGAAAGUGAUAUUAGAGUUCUUAAGGAACAUCUCGGGGAACAGGAAGUUUCCAUCUCAUUAAUUCUUGACUCAGUGGAAGAAGGAGACCUCGGAAAUUACUCGUGUUAUGUUGAAAAUGGAUAUGGCCGCAGACUUGCUACCGUUAUUCUACUUAAAAGGGAGCUGAUGUAUACAGUUGAGCUUGCUGGCGGGCUUGGUGCUAUUCUGCUGCUACUUGUUUGUUUAGUGACUAUCUACAAGUGCUACAAGAUUGAGAUUAUGCUAUUCUACAGGAAUCAUUUUGGUGCUGAAGAACUAGAUGGAGAUAACAAAGAUUAUGAUGCAUACCUGUCAUACACCAAAGUGGAUCCUGACCAGUGGAAUCAGGAAACGGGGGAAGAAGAAAGAUUUGCUCUUGAGAUCCUACCAGAUAUGCUUGAAAAGCAUUAUGGGUACAAAUUGUUCAUUCCUGAUAGAGAUUUGAUUCCAACUGGAACAUACAUAGAAGACGUGGCCAGAUGUGUAGACCAAAGCAAGCGACUGAUCAUUGUCAUGACUCCAAACUACGUGGUAAGAAGAGGCUGGAGUAUCUUUGAACUGGAAACGAGGCUUCGGAACAUGCUAGUUACGGGAGAAAUUAAAGUGAUACUGAUUGAGUGCAGUGAACUUCGGGGAAUCAUGAACUACCAGGAGGUUGAGGCCCUGAAACAUACUAUCAAACUCCUAACUGUUAUUAAAUGGCACGGACCAAAAUGCAACAAGUUGAAUUCCAAAUUCUGGAAACGUUUACAGUACGAAAUGCCUUUUAAGAGGAUAGAACCCAUCACACACGAGCAGGUUUUAGAUGUCAGUGAGCAGGGCCCCUUUGGGGAACUGCAGACGGUCUCAGCAAUUUCCAUGGCUGCUGCUACCUCCACGGCUCUUGCCACGGCCCAUCCUGAUCUGCGCUCCACCUUUCAUAACACGUAUCAUUCCCAGAUGCGCCAGAAACACUAUUAUCGAAGCUAUGAAUACGACGUACCUCCUACUGGCACCCUGCCUCUUACCUCAAUAGGUAACCAGCAUACCUACUGCAACAUCCCUAUGACACUUAUUAAUGGGCAGAGGCCACAGACAAAAACUAACAGGGAGCAGAAUCCCGACGAGGCUCACACAAACAGUGCGAUACUGCCACUCCUACCACGGGAAACCAGUAUAUCAAGUGUCAUUUGGUGACAUAAAUGCAAGGGGGAACUCGCCCCCCUUGUGUAGAAGCUAAGUCUGCAGUCUGGUGCCUGGAACUACAUCCUCGACUGCUGCUGUUAAACAUGCAUUACAAUCUAUGAAAUAUGAGGAAAAACAGGGUCUUGUACAUAUGUUUUUGCGAAUUUCUUUGUAGCAUCAGUCUUCCUGUUUUACCCAUGUCUCCUGCCAUUCACAUUUUGACUUUGUUUUAUAUGUCAUUGGGAUUUGUAUAUUUGCAUUUUUUAAAAAAAGAGAAAAAAUGAAGAGACUGCUGUAUAGAUAGGAAAACCUUUUUGCUUCAUUAGUAUAGUUUGAGUGUUAUUUUUUAAAACAUUUAUUAGGAAUGCUUGGACAAAGUUAUGUUGAAUCCAGAAGCACUAUCCAUUUGUUGGCCCGCCUAGCCUGAUUCCCAGCGGCCAUGCUUGCAGCAAUUCACCAGUGUGCGUGUGUGUGCGUGUGUGUGUGGGGAGGGGGACAUUUGUUCUUAGGAGGACCCCACUAACGACUCAUAGCCCUAUCUUCAUUCAUUAUCCCACUGCUACACUUUACCCCCUUACCCUUGCCUUUUUUACAGCACCACACAGAGUGAAAUUACAGGUGGUCUAAAUGUCUUAACAUUUCACAUAGUUAAUAGUUGUGGAACAAAACAAAACAAAAUAAAAAUACACAACCCAGUCUGUAUCACUUGGUUCACAAUAACCACUAUGGAGUAUGUAGAAAGAAAAAUAGGGUGUUAUGCUUUAUUUUAUGAGUUGGUUGUAUUCCUUUUAUAUAAAGAUAAUAACAUGCUGACUCUAAUUCAUUCAAUUCCUGAGAAAGUGUUGGAUGUGUUUGUGACUCCCUCCCCCACUCCGUUUUUGGUUGGGACCAGUGGAUCUCUUUCUUGCUUUAAAUUCUUCAAAUGAGAUUAUUUACAUUCAUCAGGCAAGUAUGGCAAUAGGCACUGAAGUGCACUAAACCCCGCAGAGAUUUACGGUGAUGGCUUCCAAACCAAAGGAAAGCAGAAGGACAAUAUCUAAUAUGGUUUGUCACAUUGUAUUACGAAAAAGUUGUCUUUUAAGAAGUAUGAGAAAAUUCUUUUGCAGCCGAUUUGGAGUCCCCGUGUAUAUUAAAGUUUGGUCAUUGCCUUUUCUUUUUGCUGAUA